Abrus precatorius (Indian licorice) is the source of this 418-nucleotide messenger RNA. Its product is annotated as probable small nuclear ribonucleoprotein F. The transcript has 5 exons. The record is from RefSeq and is a predicted model, not a curated record. Gene Ontology annotation, cellular component: catalytic step 2 spliceosome; U1 snRNP. NCBI's taxonomy places the organism in Eukaryota, Viridiplantae, Streptophyta, Magnoliopsida, Fabales, Fabaceae. Gene Ontology annotation, molecular function: RNA binding. Gene Ontology annotation, biological process: spliceosomal snRNP assembly; mRNA splicing, via spliceosome. Bases 112 to 339 code for a protein of 75 amino acids.
CCAAAAAAAGUCCUGAAUUCCAUUCCAAUUUGCCUUGGACACUAAACCCUAAUUCCCGCUUCAAGGUAUCGCAGCCUCCACAGCUUCUGGUUUCAGAGAUUGCGAUCUGCAAUGGCGACUAUACCAGUUAAUCCCAAGCCUUUCUUGAACAAUUUGACUGGGAAGCCUGUUAUUGUGAAACUAAAGUGGGGAAUGGAGUACAAGGGUUAUCUUGUUUCAGUUGAUUCCUACAUGAACUUACAGCUGGCCAACACUGAAGAGUACAUUGAAGGCCAGUUUACUGGAAAUUUAGGAGAGAUUUUAAUCAGUCAAGUCUUAUUCCAUUGUUUGUAUUUGUAGAUGUAACAAUGUUCUCUACCUUCGUGGAGUACCAGAGGAUGAAGAAAUUGAAGAAGCCGCAGAAGACUAGAAUGAUAGG